Andrographis paniculata is the source of this 1277-nucleotide messenger RNA. RefSeq names its product lysine histidine transporter 2-like. NCBI's taxonomy places the organism in Eukaryota, Viridiplantae, Streptophyta, Magnoliopsida, Lamiales, Acanthaceae. Gene Ontology annotation, cellular component: plasma membrane. The coding region runs from base 84 to 1277 and encodes 397 amino acids. The transcript has 7 exons. The record is from RefSeq and is a predicted model, not a curated record.
CGGAGGAUUUGAGUAAGUGGCUUCCGAUAACGUCUUCGAGGAAAUCCAAGUGGUGGUACUCUACGUUUCACAAUGUUACUGCCAUGGUUGGUGCUGGAGUUCUCAGCCUCCCUUACGCCAUGUCUGAACUUGGAUGGGGUCCUGGAAUUGCAAUAAUGUUACUGUCAUGGGCGAUCACACUCUACACCCUGUGGCAAAUGGUGGAGAUGCACGAGAUGAUUCCGGGCAGGCGGCUCGACCGCUACCACGAGCUCGGGCAGGCGGCGUUUGGGGAGAAGUUGGGGCUGUGGAUCGUGGUGCCGCAGCAGCUAAUGGUGGAGGUCGGGGUCAACAUUGUGUACAUGGUCACCGGCGGCAAGUCCCUCAAGAAGAUCCACGACAUUGCGAAGCCCGACCAAGAAAUCCGUCUCUCCUACUUCACCAUCAUGUUCGGCGCCCUCCAUCUCGUCCUCUCUCACCUUCCAAACCUCGACUCUGUCGCCGGAGUCUCUCUUGCCGCCGCCAUCAUGUCCUUGAGCUAUUCCACCAUAGCCUGGGGAGCUACUGUUCACAAAGGGGUUGCCCCUGAAGUGAGCUAUGCUCCCCGGUCGUCUACCGGUGCCGGGCGUUUGUUCGGAUUUCUGAGUGCAUUGGGAGACGUCGCAUUUGCUUUUGCUGGCCACAAUGUCGUUCUUGAAAUCCAGGCCGGUAUCCCUUCCACUCUGGGGAAGCCGUCCAAAGGGCCCAUGUGGAAAGGUGUCAUCGUCGCCUACAUUGUUGUCGCCCUUUGCUAUUUCCCCGUCGCCUUUAUUGGCUACUACGUAUUUGGGAACAGUGUCGAAGAUAAUAUCCUCGUGUCGUUGCAAAAACCUGAAUGGAUUAUCAUUGCAGCUAAUGCAUUCGUCGUGAUCCAUGUUAUUGGGAGUUAUCAGAUCUAUGCAAUGCCUGUGUUCGACAUGAUCGAAUCAUACCUACUGAUGAAUUUGAAGUUCAAGCCUUCAUGGAAGCUUCGCCUGGUGACUCGAACUAGUUAUGUGGUGUUGACAAUGUUCUUGGCAAUCACAUUCCCUUUCUUUGGUGGGCUUCUCAGCUUCUUCGGAGGUUUUGCCUUCGCUCCAACAACAUACUAUCUUCCUUGCAUUAUAUGGCUCGCGCUCAAGAAGCCUCGAAGAUUUAGCUUGUCCUGGUUUGCUAACUGGGGAUGCAUUGUGGUUGGUGUUCUAUUAACAAUUCUGGCCCCCAUUGGAGCACUGAGGCAGAUCAUAAUAUUCAGCAAAACCUACAAAUUCUUCUCCUGA